Molecule: messenger RNA, 3168 nt
Organism: Vitrella brassicaformis
Lineage: Eukaryota; Vitrellaceae
Source: the annotation of a GenBank genome assembly
AUGGGAGGCGGCGUUUUUUCUGUGCUUCUGGCGCUAACGUUGGUGGUCACACACGUCAGAGCGUCUUCAACAAGCGAGGUCAUCGAACGGAAAGGUGAGGAGGACGAGGUGGCCCAGCGCGUCAGGUGCUGCAGACCUUCGCACUUCAGUUAGCAGUUUUCCGAGUGUGGUUGGGGAGGGCCAUGACGAGCUCCCAGAUGUAUUCAGCGGUCAGCCCAUUUGCACCACAGGGCCCUGUGCGUUGGUGGAUGGUCGAUGCAUUGAUUGGGUUUCAGGUUCCUUCCUCGCCGCUGACAGAGAGGUUCUCUACCUCUUCGUCAAAAGCGAGGUACUUACUGUAGGAAUGAAUGCAUUUCUCAAUAGGAAUCCACGAUUCAUUCGCUCAGCGUCCUAUGGAGACAUCGCCGCCCGUCAUAGUGUGGUUUGGUCCUCGUCCGUCAUGCAGCGCCAGCGCUCUACACGCCGCCUUCAACGCACUCGGGCCUCUGCAACUCACAUUCUCGCCCAACACACGGCCUACGCUGCAGUCCAACACACACAGCUGGCACAAGGCCGCCCAUCUUCUCUUUGUCGACUUCUCGGCACCACUACACGGCUCUCGGGACGGCCGGGACACAUCAGUGAGGCGGUCUUUCGCCCAGUUCUACGUGCCGUUCUCGAGGAAGCACUUGACGGACGGGGCUGCCUUCGGUCCUGCUUGUUUGUUCUUUGCUGGUGAGGGGUCCUCGAGUCACGAGAUCGUGAUUGCCGCCGCUCACAUGAAGAUAUACUAUCCAGCGUCCAAGGUCUGCGGCAUCAUCCUGGGUGUGUGAGGCUGGGCUGGCUGAACAAAGAGGCUGGACAAGGACCAAAGCCCCAGCCAGCCAGACAGACAGACAGACAGACAGAGUCGCUCUGUUGGCUCACUGUUGGUGCCUUGCCUGCAGGUAAUGGAUGGCUGAUUCCUUCGGUCCAGCUGUACGCACAGGCCCUGACGGCUCAUUCAAGAGGUCACGUCACUCACCGGCAUGGAUCGAGUGAAUCGAUCUUCUCGAUGUAUCCUCUUCUGCUCCUCCUCCCUCCCUCCCUGUCUGCCUGUUGUCUCUGUCUGCCUGUUGUCUCUGUCUGUUGUCUCAGGUCUGAUGUCGUAUCGCGCCUCGCAGUAUCUCCAGUGGCUGUGGACACGCAAUUGUGCGCCCUUCUUCUCAUCCAUAGACCAGCAGACAGACCCUGACGACGAUCACACCACCACCGACCCACGCAACACCCUGGAGUCCUUCGCCGCGUCUAUGCGGCCCAUGCCCCAUGACCACCCCUGUCAGGCCAUCCUGGCCGACAUCGUCAAAGGCACCGAUUUCGCCGUGGAGCCAUUCAACCUGACGGCACUGCAGCCGCUGCGUAUGUCUCGGGCGCCGACCGAUGCUGGGAGGGGGAGUGACAUGUGGGAGUGGCGUGUGGACGCCAGGACCAACAGUGACAACAUGGACAUGUGGGACUUUAUCUACUCUCACGACAUGAUGAAGGCACUCGGCAGACUGCACACCAUAGAGACGGGGGCCACAAAGCGGUAAAAGAUACAUAGAGACGGACAGAUGAGGCACGUUGUCCGUUCCGUGUGUCGACCAGGGGAUGGUCGACGGCGCACAUGACGUGCCGCACGUCGGUCGACACUCUUCGGCCGGCCUACCUGUCAUCACUGCUGCCCCUCCUCCCUCCCCUUGCCGCAUCGCUGUCCCAUGGAGUGCUGCUCUAUCACGGCACGGAGAGCCUCGUGAAUGGUGUAGAGGGGGCCGACCUCGCAAUCACGCGGCUGUUUCCCCACCUUGCCAGUGUCCAAAGGGCCGCCUGGCAAGUUCAGGGUGAGGUGAGCGGAGGGGAAUGGCAACAAAGAACAUGCGCCGUUGGCUGUGCUGUCUGUCUGUCUUGCAGGUGUGAUAGCUGGGUAUUCUCAGUCGAGUGUGUUGGGUGAGGUGGCGGGCCACCCCUCAUGGGUCCACUAUGUCGUCAUGCCGGGCGUCUCCCACUCACCCACCACCGACAGGCCCCGCGAAAUGCUCGACCUGCUUGGCAAGUUUAUCAGAGGUGAUAUAGGUACACAGACACACCGACGUCACAUAACACAUGCACACCCAUCCACAGAAUACACAGAUUGGUUCAUGGCCGCCUGUCUCUCAUUUCGUAUCAGGAAAUGCGUUGGGUCCGCCUGUCGAGUCGUCGGUGCCUUUGGAGUUUGCCAUGUCGGCUCCCCCGCCAUUCAAAUAUGGCACACACGCUGUCAGCACACAACACACACCGACGCAGACAAAGCGGAGCGACGGGACCACCUACCGACUAUGGGAGAUAUCAUCCAGCGGGCGACUCGUCUGUGUGGUAUCUUGGUUGUUUCUGUAGGGCAUGUGUCCAUCCUCUGUUGGCGGGCCGCCGUAUCUGAUCGUCGUGUGUGUCUUCGGAGUCUUGAUUGGAGCGACGCUCGCCAUCUUCUUAUUCGCCAUGUAAGCUGACGACCGGAGUCGUGUGUCUUGCAUUGUGUGCGGCAUAUGUAUGCAAAUGCAGCCUGCACAGACCCGUCAGUGUCCGAUCGCUGUCGCCUCGUUUUCUUGACAGACGGACACGGUAAAGCAGGCAGGCAGGCAGGGAAAGAUCCGUCGUGUCUCUCUAGCUGUCUCUUGGAUACCUGUCUGUCUCUCUGUCUGUGUGUGUCCAUCGCGCGAUAGCAGGGACUGCCCCAGCGUCCCGCGUCACUCGUCAGUCCACAAGCCAGCGAAGCUCACCCGGCCCCCUCCGCCCCGCACCAUCACUGAGAUGACCGCUGACAUCCGUACGUCCACCCCCUCUAUCACCACGCAGCCCCCACGGGCAGGUGGGUCGCAGGGCGGCCGGCGGCUCGUGCCGCCACCACCACCCCCGCCCGCCAAGCAUGCCAGAACAAAUGAGGUCAGCUGACAAGCACGGAGGGGUGAGCAUCAAUCAGCUGGGGACUGCCUGAUUGAUUCGGUUGUGAUGGUGUUUGUUUUGUUCAGUGUGGUGUGGAUGUGGGCAUGACGGAGCGACUGCUGCAGGAAGAACCAAGGCACGAGGUCAUGACAUGAAUGACCAUGUGAGUCUCCAUUCUCACAUACAUACUUACAUGUGUAUCAUGGAUGGGAUGGGAUGGGUAGGGCGAGAGUUGCACGGCAUGAUCGAUGGGAC